AUGAAAUUUGGGAGCACAAUGAAGAACUCCUAAUCCAGAAAGGUUAUUUAGCCCAAAUAACUAAUCAAAUAAAGAUCAAUCUCAACCUAACAGAUAUUUGAUAAUAAAGAUGAGAUCAAUAAAAUUGAAGCAUUUUUAACUAAUAGAGGGGUUCAAGUCAAUAAUCUUCCAUAGUUUAACUAUUAAUCAUAUCUAGACAAUCUAAGAAAAGGGGAAGAACUUGAAAAGUAAAAGAACUUUGUAAAGAAGGUGAAUUCGAAGGUAGGAUUUUCUCUACGAGAUAUAGCUUUGACAAAGCAAAAGCAAGUAUAAGAAGAGCUUUAAAGAUAGUGCUUAGAGACCGAAGAGAUGAAGGCAUAAAAGUUGAAGUAAAAAAAAGAGAAGAAUUUGAAAGACAAGGUAAAAUACUUCUUCAGACCCUAUAAUCUGCCUGUCCAUCAUUAACACUUUAUGAACUUUGAUGAAGCUCAAGAUGAAUCAGAUGAUAAAAUUAAAAAGCAAAACAAUCUGAAUAGAGCUUGGCAGUAGUUCUACUCUCUUGUUUUAAAUCACGAUAAAAAAGAAAUUGAAGAGAUGCUUUCUUAUAUCAGACAUAAUCAGGACAAGAUUCAAGAUAACUAAAAUGAAUAGGGUAUUGAUGAUUACUCAACUGACUCUGACGGUAAAAAAAAGGUGAAAAGCUAAGCUGUCCAGAAUAAAAUAUUCAAGGUGUAGAAAAGAACUAGUAAGGAUCAAUCAUAUGCCUCUAAGAGCUCUAAAAAUCUAACUCAUAGAUCCUAUGCAGACAGCUAGCUAGAUGAUGCUAGUCCAACUAGUAGGAAAAGACUCAUUAAAAAUCACGUUAACGCUUAACUAAAUAAUUUGGAAAACAUUCUAAACCCACCAUAGGUUGAAGAUAUUUUUGCAAGGCCACCUCCAAAAUCAGCAAGAGGGGCUAGAAAUCUUUAUUUCUCUGAUUUAGAUUAUGAAUAAUUAAAACAAUAAUACAAAAGGCAGGCUGAAGAUUCUGAUGGAGAGAAUACCCCAACAUCAUCUGACUCGUCAAGUAAUAAUGAUAAAAAUAAAGUAAAUAUUAUCCUCAAUAAAGGAGAUAAAGAGCCGAUUAAGCCAUAUUUCAAAAGGAUCGUGGCUAGAAAAAGUGAAAUCUAAAAUAUGAUCUUGGAGAUGAAAGAACAAGGAAUGGAUGUAAAGCAAAGCCAGCUUAAGAUGUCUAACUUUCUGUAAAAAGUUAUUGAUGAAAGAAAUAACAGGAUUACCUCAAAGUCUAAUUAUGCUUCUCAGAACUUUGAAGCGCUCUAAUGUGUGCAUGGUGGCAACUUAACAAAAAUAACAGAAGAUCCUUAACUACCAGCUACGAAUUAAGAGGAAAAGCGUCCUGGAUCUAGAGUUGUUAAGAGACUUAAAAGCAUAACAAGUAUUUCAACUCUCUAAAGAGAUGAGGAUUCACCUUAGAAGCCAUUCAAUACUUAAAGGUAAAAUAAUCAAGAGCAAAAAACGGUUUUGUUUUACAGGAAAAACAAAAUUGAACCACAAGUCAUUGAUUCUAUUAAUAAAGGGAAUAAAGAUUUGCAAAUAUUUUCUGAUAUGAAAUAGCAAUCUAUCUCUUCUCCAAACUACUUAAAAAGACCCUAGACAUGUAGAGACUCAAAUAAAAAGAAGAUGAUUUUCCAAAUUUAAGAGCCAAUUGACUUUGAAUAAUUAUUAUUUGGAUCAGAUGAGAAAUCAUCUCCUUAAGAAGAAACAUAGAAGCCAAAACUAACCCCAAGGAGACCAAUCUCUAGCUUUCCAGUUAAAAGCUACAACAAAGUUCAUUCUAAAUACUAAUAAAAACUCAAGAGAGAAAUAUCAUUGUCAAAGCUAUGUGAUUAGAUUUAAACUUCAUCUAAGGACACCAACUUAACCUCAUAACUAAGCACUAGGCCUAAUUCUUCAUCCAAAUUUUCUUUGGUGUUUAAGGAUAAGCUUAUAAUAGUGUGA
This is a messenger RNA of Stylonychia lemnae, 1977 nucleotides long. The record is from the annotation of a GenBank genome assembly. NCBI's taxonomy places the organism in Eukaryota, Ciliophora, Spirotrichea, Sporadotrichida, Oxytrichidae.